AUGGUGCAGGCCUGGUACACGCACAAGUCGGGCAAUGACCCGCAGUGGCCCCACCGCGGGGAGCCCGGGCGCCUGGUCGCCCUGGAGCAGCUGCGCGGGCUCGGGGUCCUUUACUGUAAGCUGGAUGCUGACAAAUAUGAGAAUGAUCCAGAAUUAGAAAAGGUCCGAAAAGAGAAAAAACACUCCUGGAUGGACAUAAUAACCAUAUGCAAAGACGUACUACCAAAUUACAAAGAAAAGAUUAAGAUGUUUUAUGAGGAGUAUUUACACCUGGACGACGACGAGAUUCGCUACAUCCUGGACGGCAGUGGGUACUUCGAUGUGAGGGAUAAAGAGGACAGUUACAAUCAAGACUUCAAAUUUUAA
Mesoplodon densirostris (Blainville's beaked whale) is the source of this 366-nucleotide messenger RNA. RefSeq names its product acireductone dioxygenase-like. Bases 1 to 366 code for a protein of 121 amino acids. Gene Ontology annotation, biological process: L-methionine metabolic process. Gene Ontology annotation, molecular function: acireductone dioxygenase [iron(II)-requiring] activity. The transcript has a single exon. The record is from RefSeq and is a predicted model, not a curated record. Lineage: Eukaryota; Metazoa; Chordata; Mammalia; Artiodactyla; Ziphiidae.